Messenger RNA from Solanum pennellii, 1088 nucleotides. Its product is annotated as 1-aminocyclopropane-1-carboxylate oxidase homolog 1-like. The transcript has 2 exons. Lineage: Eukaryota; Viridiplantae; Streptophyta; Magnoliopsida; Solanales; Solanaceae. The coding region runs from base 81 to 980 and encodes 299 amino acids. The record is from RefSeq and is a predicted model, not a curated record.
AAGGUAUUCAUUGAAUACCUCUGAGAUAGAUUUAACUUAACAUCUCAGAUUUAGACAAAAGCAUAAGAAAAUUGGGAGUGAUGAAAACCAACAUACAUGUAGAGAAGUAUGAAAGAAUGGCUGAACUACAAGCCUUUGAUAAGACGAAAGCCGGUGUUAAGGGACUAGUCGAUGCAGGUAUAACCAAAGUACCACGAAUGUUUGUACAGCCAUCGAUGAUUGAACAUUCGAGGAGUGAAAACAACAACAAGUUCAUCGAGUUUCCAAUAAUUGAUCUUGAUGGCAUCAAGGAAGAUCCGAUCAAACAAAAGAACAUAGUCCAAGAAGUUGGUCAUGCAUCCGAGAGUUGGGGUUUCUUUCAAGUGAUCAAUCAUGGGAUUCCUAGUCAUGUUAUGGAAGCAAUGAAAGACGGUGUUGCCAGUUUCUUUGAGCAAGAUAAUGAGGUGAAGAAGCAGUGGUAUACGCGAGACUUGAACAAAGAGUUCACAUUUAACAGCAAUUUUGAUCUGUUUAGAGCACCGGUAACCAACUGGAGGGACACUUUUCGUGCCACUGUAGCUCCUAUACCUCCAAAACCCGAACAACUCCCUUCUGUCUGCAGGGAUAUUCUCCUCGAGUACACGAACCAAGUGAUGAAAUUAGGUGAAACUCUAUUUGAACUAGUGUCCGAGGCUAUUGGCCUCGAACCAAAUCACCUCAAGGAUAUGGGUUGUGCAGAGGGGCUUCUUGCUUUAGGCCAAUAUUAUCCAGCAUGCCCACAACCUGAACUUACUCUAGGCACCAGUAAGCAUGCUGACAACGACUUCCUCACCGUGCUUCUCCAAGACAACAUAGGCGGUCUUCAAGUCUUACAUCAGAACCAUUGGGUAGAUGUUCCCCCUACUCCCGGAGCACUCGUGGUCAAUAUAGGAGAUCUUCUACAGGCAAGUAGUGUUACAUUUAGACUACUAUUAAAAACAUUAUUGUCUUAUAACAUAUGAUAUUGUUGACUCGAUCAUUUUCAGCUUAUAACGAAUGACAAGUUCAAAGGUGUUGAUCAUAGAGUACUGGCAAAUAAAGUUGGUCCAAGGAUAUCGUUGGUAUGCUUC